AGAGAAGGUGGGACCGAGAUUUUAAGCGGUUUGACGCCAUUCCCCUUUCCCUCCGUCACCGAAGUGGGCCCCAUCCCACAACGUCAAGCCACUUACGAUACUCCUAUCCGAACCAAGCCAAGAUCACCGUCAUCUCCACGGCGUUGUUCCAUCCUUUCCGUCGUUGAGCUUAGCCGCAGCUCCAAUCCGGUUUCUUUCUGCUUCUAUUCUGGUUUAGUUGCUUCCCAUUUCUCAUUUCAAUCGAGAUUUUUGCGCGUUUGGCGUCUUUAGUGGAUUUUGAUUUUGUUAAUCUUGCCGUGGAGUUUGGAAGUCUUUCAGUGUGGGAUCUUUUUUGAAUGAGUCAACGCGUGGAUUCUUUGGUCUUCUUUCUUUCAUGUGUUUACUUUGGUGGAAGAACAGAAUUGACGUCAUUUAUCCACCGAUAUAUCGGGCGUUACCUUGAAUUCAUUAAUUUGAUUUCUUUGUGAAGAGAAAUUUGGAGUCAAAAGAGUAGUAGAUGAUUGAUCCUAGGGUAAACUGAAUGUCUAGUGCCUGAGAGUCCGCAAGAAUUACUUUCGUCUCUGUUAGUCGUGUUUUUCGUUCAACAUGUUCAAUACGUAAAAUCUACCCAAUUGUGCUCGAUCAGUCUUUAAUGUAUCUAAAGCUGCAACAUGAAUGGAAUAAAGAUAUGAUGCUCUAGACGGGGAUACUUGUGAACUUCAUCGGUGGCAUCUCGUGAAUUAAGUCGUAUACUAACAGCUAAGUAGAAUUUUUAUUUGCGCAAGCUGAUAUACCUGAGCUGAAGAAGCAGCAUUUGCUUUCACUAAGUUCAGAAGACGAGGUGUAUUUAUAGAUGGCAUACUUCUUCUGUAAUUUUAUGCUUCUUUGGUGGUGAGUUGUGUUGGUGGACUUAGAUGAACGUUCCCUCACCUAAACUAUAUCUUGAAGGUUUAUACGACGCUUGCCCAUUGUUGAUGGAGCAUUCUGGGCCCUUGAACGGCACUCAGUUCAUUAUUGACAUAGCUGGGAGUAGUGAAGCCUCCACAUCUACCUCGCCACAUGAUAGAAAUUUAAAUGGCGUUGGUACAUCGCGCCGUGAAGACAGAGUUAGCAGUGUAAGAAUACCUGCUUCUCUGCCUUCAGUUUCUGUUGCAUCUAAUGGUACAAAUUCUAGGAAUUCUUCAGUGUUAAGACGAGGGGAUACCCGUCGGCACAGGAGUCCAUUGAAUUCAGGGUUAUGGAUAUCUAUUGAGCUAGUCCUCAUAGUGAGCCAGAUUGUUGCAUCUAUUAUUGUUUUGUCUUUGUCGAGGCAAGAGCAUCCACACACUCCAUUGUUUGCUUGGAUUAUUGGUUAUGCAUCUGGAUGUGUUGCUACAAUCCCCUUCCUUGGUUGGAGGUAUUAUCAUCAUAACCACAGUAGAGAGCAAAAUUCAUCUCAGCCACGUCAAACUUCCCCUCGAGUUAAUGUUUCUUCUAGGACACUUCUUUCUGUUUCAAGAACUAAUGGGGGAGAAGACGAUCAGGUUAUUGUUUCAUCCUCUAGAAGCAGUCAGGUUCCAGUAAUGAUGAAUCCAAGCAGACUGAAGUCGCUAGUGGAAUAUUUCAAAAUGGCCUUAGAUUGCUUUUUUGCUGUAUGGUUCGUCAUUGGCAAUGUAUGGAUCUUUGGGGGGAACUCUUCUGCUAAUGAUGCUCCUAAUAUGUAUAGGUUAUGCAUUGUGUUUCUGACAUUCAGCUGUAUUGGCUAUGCUAUGCCAUUCAUUCUAUGUGCAACAAUCUGCUGUUGUCUGCCUUGUAUAAUUUCCAUCCUCGGAGUUAGAGAGGAUCUGACACAAACAAGAGGGGCAACCUCUGAAUCUAUUAAUGCCCUGCCAACAUACAAGUUCAAGGUGAAGAAACGUAAAAACAUUGACGAAAGCAACUCAAAUGUGUUUGAAGGUGGAAUUGUGGCUGCUGGAACGGAAAAGGAGCGUGUGAUCUCUGGAGAAGAUGCAGUUUGCUGCAUCUGCCUGGCAAAGUAUGAAAACAACGAUGAGCUGAGAGAGUUGCCAUGUUCCCAUCUUCUUCACAAAGAAUGUGUAGACAAGUGGCUGAAGAUUAAUGCACUAUGCCCUCUUUGUAAAGGUGAGGUUGGUGGGAACCUAGUAGGAUCAGUCUCUGGUGAAGGUACCAACCAACAAAGGGGUGAGAGCAGAGUUGGAGUUAGUCCAAUCAAUAGCAUAGUAUAAUUUCCUUAUAUACGUAGGUAGUAUAGGUUCUGUAAAGGUUUUUUUUUAAAAUUUUUUUUGGCUUAGAUGGAUGGUUAACUCUCAGUUUAUCCAUUCCAUUUCAUUUUUGAUGAUAUUUUCCUAUCUUGAUGUUGACAAUUGCAUUCAAUAGUCCUCUUUUGAUGCAGCUGGUUGUUCAGGGCCCGGCCUCGUACUGGCUGUGGUGUGCAUCAAUGUCUCUUGACUUGAGUAAAAUUGUGUUCCAACA
Molecule: messenger RNA, 2451 nt
Organism: Prosopis cineraria
Lineage: Eukaryota; Viridiplantae; Streptophyta; Magnoliopsida; Fabales; Fabaceae
Product: E3 ubiquitin-protein ligase At1g63170-like
Exons: 5
Coding region: 894-2204 (436 amino acids)
Source: RefSeq, a predicted model, not a curated record